Molecule: messenger RNA, 867 nt
Organism: Herpailurus yagouaroundi (jaguarundi)
Lineage: Eukaryota; Metazoa; Chordata; Mammalia; Carnivora; Felidae
Product: pregnancy zone protein-like
Exons: 7
Molecular function (GO): endopeptidase inhibitor activity; protease binding
Source: RefSeq, a predicted model, not a curated record
CCUCUCCUUACCUGCCAGCAUUCAUCACUUGAGUCUUCAGCCAUCUGGUUUGUCUCAGCUUGCUUCCUUGACCAAGAAGUCCCAGAAGCCCUCUCUGGCCGACUCUGAUCCACCUCAGCUCUUUUUUUAUCCUAUAGAACCCCGAACUGGCCACAGCAUCCUUCCUCCAAUCCCUCGGCUGUUCCAAUACAACCUGCAGUAUAUGGUGCUGGUCCCCUCCCUGCUCCACACCAAGACUCCUGAGAAGGGUUGCGUCCUUCUGAGCUACCUGAAUGAGACAGUGACUGUAAGUGCUUCCUUGGAGUCCCUCAGGGCAAACCAGAGCCUCUUCACUGACCUGGUGGUGCAGAAGGAUUUAUUCCACUGCGUCUCCUUCACUCUCCCAAGGAGCUCAUCCUUGUCAGAGAUGGCAUUUCUCAGUGUCCAGAUAAAGGGACCAACACAAGACUUCAGGAAGAGGAACACAAUGCUGGUAAAGAAUGCUCAAAGUCUGGUCUUUGUCCAGACAGACAAACCCAUCUAUAAACCAGGACAGACAGUAAAAUUCCGUAUUGUCUCUGUGGAUGAAAACUUUCACCCCUUAAAUGAACUGAUUCCACUGGUAUACCUUGAGGACCCAAAAGGAAACCGUGUUGGACAAUGGCAAGGUGUCAAGUUGGAGAGUGGCCUCCAACAGCUGGCCUUUCCCCUCUCGUCCGAGCCCAUUCAGGGCUCUUACAAGGUGGUGGCACAGAAGGAAUCAGGCAAAAGGAUAGAGCACUCCUUCACUGUAGAGGAAUUUGUGCUUCCCAAGUUUGAGGUCAAAGUUCAGGUGCCAAAGAUAAUCAGUAUCCUGGAUGAAAAAGUGAACAUAACAGUAUGUGGGAU